AUGAGGGGGGAAAAAGCUGUCAACUCUCUAAUCAGUAUAUCAGAAAUGGAACGGUGCCACAAGAGGGGAGGGUACUGUUACUUUUAUUGUUUCAGUUCACACAAAAGAAUUGGUAGCUGUUUUCCAGAGUGGCCAAGGUGCUGCAAGAAAAGAAAAUGA
Messenger RNA from Mus caroli (Ryukyu mouse), 159 nucleotides. The record is from RefSeq and is a predicted model, not a curated record. Lineage: Eukaryota; Metazoa; Chordata; Mammalia; Rodentia; Muridae.